This is a messenger RNA of Pogonomyrmex barbatus (red harvester ant), 1147 nucleotides long. RefSeq names its product small conductance calcium-activated potassium channel (gene SK). Gene Ontology annotation, molecular function: calmodulin binding; small conductance calcium-activated potassium channel activity. Lineage: Eukaryota; Metazoa; Arthropoda; Insecta; Hymenoptera; Formicidae. The record is from RefSeq and is a predicted model, not a curated record. Gene Ontology annotation, cellular component: membrane. Gene Ontology annotation, biological process: potassium ion transport.
CGGCGACGCCGGGGAGGCGGAAAGAAGAAAGGGCGGCGAUGCAACGCGGCGCGGGGACGUACGUGCUGGCUGCGUGCUGCCGUCGCCCCGGCGCGAGGGGAUGUUAAGGGGAUGGCAACGUAACAUAGUUGCGGACUACUAGCCGGCACGAGCAUGAACACGAACGGCAACGCGGUCGGGCAGGAAGGUGGUGCCGGUACCGAUUAUGGGGGUAACGAGGAGACGGCGGCCCUGCUGGGCAGGCCGCCGCCGCCGCCGGUCGUGGUAGCCGCGGCGUCUCAGGGCAAGCCGGUUCUCACGCGGCAGGAUCGGGCGACCUUCCUAGUCGCCUCGCCGCAACUGUCCGUGUCCGGGCUUGGCGGCUCCGAGGAGAGCGGCACCAACGAGGACCCGGCUACCAGAUCGGUACCGGACAUCGAGCUUCACUGCCGGCUGGACGGCGAGCCGCAGCCGCAGCCGCCGGCGCCGCCGCCGCCGCCGCCGCCAGCGCCGCCGCAGAUUCAGCAGCAGCAACAGCCGCAGCAGCAACAGCAGCCGCAGCCGCAGCCGCAGCUCCAGCAGCCGCAGGUGCAGCAGUCACAGUUGCAGGCGCAGCCGACAUCCUACCGGUCGUCCAGGCAGUCGCAUCAAUAUAGAUGCAGGUGCGACCGAAGGGAUUCCCUUGCGCCCACCUCGGCCCUUCAUUUGGCCCGCAGCGUCUCCAGAGAGAGCGUGAAGAGCGGCCAUCACUGCUGCCCGUGUCAGGCGCCGCCGCCGCCGGUGUUGGUCACCACGUCGCCCAACGCCCGCAUAAUACGGCAGAGCUCGCAGCCGGAAGCGUCCGCGUGCUGUUGCUCCGGCUGUUGCUGCCCGCUGCACACCGGUGCGGCACCGAGCGCCGCCUCGCUGCGGCAGCUCCGCGAGCCCGGCGACGGGAUCGCCGGCAUCGCCGCGGACUCACUGCGGAUCAAUGGUGGCAUACGACAGUUCCGGCAGGUAAGCCGCGACCUCACCGUCUUGCCGUCUCCCGAGUUGUUUGUCGUUAUUUGUCGCGGCACAACCUGCCGCCCAUUGUGCAAGAAUACCGCAUACAUCUCCAUUUAAAGUUGAAAGGUGGUGCCAAAUAUUGUCUUUAUUUUCUUCGAAAAACUAAAAAAAAAAAAAGAAA